Pygocentrus nattereri (red-bellied piranha) is the source of this 3990-nucleotide messenger RNA. It is a transcript of the gene acsl4a, whose product is annotated as acyl-CoA synthetase long chain family member 4a. The coding region runs from base 182 to 2314 and encodes 710 amino acids. Gene Ontology annotation, cellular component: lipid droplet; endoplasmic reticulum; plasma membrane. Gene Ontology annotation, biological process: long-chain fatty acid metabolic process; neuron differentiation; long-chain fatty-acyl-CoA metabolic process. The record is from RefSeq and is a predicted model, not a curated record. Gene Ontology annotation, molecular function: arachidonate-CoA ligase activity. The transcript is spliced from 15 exons. Lineage: Eukaryota; Metazoa; Chordata; Actinopteri; Characiformes; Serrasalmidae.
GUAACUAUCGGUCAGUCUGAGCGGCGGCGACGGCAGGCAGCGCUGAGCUUUAGCGGAGGUUAGACAUUUGGAGAGGAGCAACCAGGAAUUACCUAAUCUAGUAGAGUAAAGAAGUUAAAGAAGAGUCUUCACUCAGGCCUGGCCUGAACCCUUCAUUCCACACCUCAGCCUCGCUGCAAACAUGAUUCUCAACAUGGAUCUCAGCACCUUUCUCCUGCUUCCAGUCCACCUGCUUGUAUGGUUGUACUCAGUCGUGAGCUUUCUACCAUGGUACUUCCUGACUGGAGCCCAGGAAAAGAAAGCCCUAGCCAAGCGAAUGAAAGCGAAGUCUAUCAAAGGUCAAGCAGAGGGACCCUAUCGCUCCUUAGAUCACUUUGACUCUCUGGCACGGGUGGAUUUCCCAGGAAAGGACACGCUGGACAAGUUGUUUGAUCAUGCUGUGCAACGCUUUGGCAAAGCGCAGUGCCUAGGAACACGAACUGUUCUGAGUGAAGAAAAUGAAACCCAACCAAGCGGAAAGGUCUUUAAAAAGCUGAUUCUAGGUGAUUACAAGUGGGUCACGUAUGAGGAGCUGGACAUUGAAGUGAAUUUGUUCGGCAGUGGCCUGGCAGCAGUGGGCCAGCAGCCAAAAAAUACCAUCGCCAUUUUCUGUGAGACACGGGCUGAGUGGAUGAUCACAGCUCAGUCUUGCUUCAGACGCAAUUUCCCAUUGGUCACAUUUUAUGCAACUCUUGGAGAAGAUGCUGUGGCCUUUGGACUGAAUGAGUGUGAGGUCACUCACUUGGUCACUAGUGUGGUGCUUCUGGAAACUAAGUUAAAGAGCAUACUUCCUCAAAUCCCCAAGCUGAGACAUAUCAUCUAUGUGGACAACAAGAGCAUCAGCACUGCAGGCUAUCCGGAGACCGUUCAAAUCCACAGCAUGCAGUAUAUAAAGGAGCUGGGAGCUAAACCUGAAAACUUGAAUAGGCAGAUUGUGAGACCCAUCCCGUCAGACCUUGCUGUCAUCAUGUACACCAGUGGCUCCACUGGCCGCCCAAAAGGGGUCAUCAUAAUUCACAGCAACCUCAUUUCUGGCAUGACAGGCCAAUGUGAGAGGAUCCCUGACUUGGGCCCCAAGGACACAUACAUUGCUUAUCUGCCCCUGGCUCAUGUGUUGGAGUUGACUGCUGAGAUCUCAUGUGUAACCUAUGGAUGCAAAAUUGGCUAUUCCUCCCCACAAACACUGUCCGAUCAGUCCACUAAAAUCAAAAAAGGCAGUAAGGGUGACUGCUCUGAGCUAAGGCCUACGCUGAUGGCAGCUGUACCAGAAAUCAUGGACCGCAUCAAUAAAAAUGUGAUGAGCAAAGUGCAGGAGAUGAACUGUGUGCAGAGGACCCUGUUUAAACUAGCUUAUGACUACAAGCUGGAGCAGAUCAAACAAGGCUAUGAUGCCCCUCUUUGCAACUUGCUGUUUAAGAAAGUGAGGGCUCUGCUGGGAGGAAAUGUACGAAUGAUGCUAUCAGGAGGGGCGCCUCUGUCACCUGCCACACAGCGUUUCAUGAACAUCUGUUUCUGCUGCCCUGUGGGCCAGGGCUAUGGCCUGACUGAGACCUGUGGAGCAGGCACCAUUACAGAAGUGGCAGACUACAGUACAGGACGAGUGGGAGCUCCCCUCAUCUGCUGUGAAGUCAAACUCAGAGACUGGGUAGAAGGUGGCUAUACAAAGCUGGACAAGCCUCAUCCUCGAGGUGAGAUCCUGAUUGGAGGUCCCAAUGUGGCUUUGGGCUACUACAGGAAUGAAAGCAGUAAUAGUGGUGAUUUCUUUUUGGAUGAGAAUGGGCAACGAUGGUUCUGCACUGGGGACGUAGGAGAGAUGCACCCUGAUGGCUGUCUCCAGAUUGUGGAUCGUAAGAAGGACCUGGUCAAACUGCAAGCUGGGGAAUAUGUAUCUUUGGGAAAAGUUGAGUCAGCCCUGAAGAACUGCGCCCUAAUUGACAACAUCUGUGCAUACGCAAACAGUGAUCAGAACUACGUGAUUAGCUUUGUGGUGCCAAACCAAAAGAAGCUGACUGCUCUGGCCAAUCAGAAGAGUAUUAAAGGCACAUGGGAAGAAAUCUGCACCCACCCUUUUAUGGAGGUGGAAGUUCUGAGGGAGAUUAAAGAAGUUGCCACUUCUAUUAAACUGCAGCGCUUCGAGAUCCCAGUGAAGGUACAUUUGAGUCCAGAGCCAUGGACCCCUGAAACUGGCCUGGUCACAGAUGCGUUUAAACUGAAAAGGAAGGAGCUGAAAAACCACUAUCUCCAUGACAUUGAGCGAAUGUAUGGCCGCAAAUAGAACCACAAUCGUAGCCAAAGAUGACAUUACCAUCACUCUAUUGCCGUAAAGCUAGUGCUGCACAUGUAUGUUUUGCUAUGACCUGACCACACCUCAUCGCUUAGUGUGGUGCGCGCACACUCGCACACGUGUUAAAAAACUAGUGUGCUGUUCUGUUUUAUAAAAUAUUCUGUUAAAAUACUGUGGAUAAUGUAAGCAGCUUUGUAUAGGUCUGUCCAGUCGGAGCUUUACAGUCUCUUUGCUGUGGAAUAGUUUACUGUCGAGUUUUAACUGUGUGACAUGAGACACUUGGCUAAGGGACAAGGUUCAUUCUUAAACAACAUGAAGUGUCCUAUUAUUUUUACCUGCUAGCAACAGAAACCUCCUGCCUUGCGAAAGGAUUUCAACCAUAUAACAGCAUUAAACUGCCAUCACCUUUAGCUAUUUGUAUUUUUGUAAACUAUGUGAACUGUUGCAUUCUCAACUUUGUAAUACAUUCAUUAGAAAUGAAUCUUUUUGAUGGCUUGGUUUGCUAGAAUUUGAAGGCUAAAGCCGAACGUUUGGUGAUGCCGUUGCUGUACCAGCAGAUGGGCUUCCUUGCAAAGGCAAGCAAUGUAUGGUGAUUUCUUUGUGCCUUCCGAGUGGUCUCUUUUUAAGUGUUUGCCCUACUGUUAGUUAAUUUAAGAACUACGCACAUCCAGUGAUAUUUGUGUGAUACAUUUUACCGGUUUUACAAUGGCUUCGUGGCCUAUCAGUUUUCCUUCUUUAAAUAUUAAUUUAAUUUUUACAUGCAUGGAAUUUAGUUGUAAAUGAGGUUUGUUUUCCAAUGUUACUAUUUUGUUAAUUUAUUAGGUCAUUUUUUUUGUUAAGUGAAGGACUCAGGACUGUAGGAUGAGAUGACAGUUGGCUUGAGAGUUUUUGUGCCAAUGUACAGUAUAGAAGAGGCAUCAGUUGUAACCUUAAGGAAGGGAAAAAACACUUUAUGAAACAUUCAUCCACAGAACCAAACACUGUUCACAUUUCAUCAUCUGCCACUGUGCUUAAUACCACCAAUGCAGAUUUUAUAAUACAUAUGCCAGUAUGUUUUAGUGCUGCCUGAAUGAUGACUCUAUGAUACUGUAUUGAAUAUCGAUUCAGAGCCACACUGGGACUUUGUUCCCAGUUACUAGCAGUCUCCAGCAAAACAGAUCAAUUUCUUCUAUAAUGACUUAUACACCAUUACAUUAUCAUUUUGCCAGUUUAGAUUGCUCUGCUUACAACCUUUUGCACUAUAUUUCCUUUGUUUUUUGUUUUUUUUAAUUAAAAGAGAAUAAUUCUAUCAUCUGGGAACAGACAUCUCUUUUCCAGAUAUUUCAUUUGUGAGCAAAUGUACUGCUUGCUUUUUUUUCCAUGUUUUAUUUAAUUUGUCAGGGAUGUAGCCAUUAUUUAAUUACCAGCCAUUGAAUCAACAAAGGUUUGGCAUUUGAAUUGGAUUGGGAUUAAAGUUCUCCUGACAGGAAAAUAUAUGGUCUAAAAAAAAUGUAAUAUUUUUGUUAAUCCUCAGGUUCCCAACCCAAGUCAUAAUGGACUCUUGUCAAAUGUGAACACUUGAGAAACUGUUUGCUUGCAGAAUGUUUCAUGAUGCUUUUAUUUAUUCAGUUUUGUGGAUCACAUACUAUAUGUAAUAUGUUGUGAUAAUUAAAAUGUUUUCUACUCAA